AUGAAAGCCCAAAACUGCAAAAGUAUAGUUGGAGUAAGGCUAGGAAGCAACAUAGGUGAAAUAACUUACUUGAGGACGUCUCUGGAGGGGUUCUUUGAGAUUGAUAUAAUUGUUUUUGUUGAUCAAUCACAUUCUGGUAUUGAAGCAAGGAACUUGAUGCUUGAAGCCUUUGCUGUAGAUCACGUUGUAAUGGAUUCGAUUGCUGUUGCAGACCCAACUGCUGCUGCAGCUGUGUUUUCUGCGAUUGGAUCUGUGACAUCAAUUGCUGUUGUGACUGCAGCCCUUGAUUUGGCAACAAAGCUAAGAGAUGAAAUACAAGCCUUAAAGGAUGAGAACAAGAUGACUGGUGAGAAGAUGGAAAGCAUUGUAGCCCUAGAGUUCAUACAAACAGAUGGCCAUUGUCUAUUUCUCAAGAAAGCAUUAAUUUCAACCCUAGAUGACAAAGCUCAGACGGGAAGUAUAGAGCUAAAGAGACUAGGUGUAAUUGAAACAACAUCAAGAUUGAAGAGAAAAGGAAAAUCAAGGGCAUGGUCAUUAAUUGGUGACUACAAUAUUUACUGCCUCGGCUAUCUGAUUGAAAGCAUCACCGUUAAUGCGCAAAUCUGA
Molecule: messenger RNA, 606 nt
Organism: Dovyalis caffra
Lineage: Eukaryota; Viridiplantae; Streptophyta; Magnoliopsida; Malpighiales; Salicaceae
Source: the annotation of a GenBank genome assembly